GGGUACCGAAAUCUCUUCAGUCUUCACUGGCACGUCGUACGGUGUGUGCGGCACGUGUGUCGUGGCGAAGUGCUGUAAUCCGCCACGCGUAUUUCUGUACUAUAAACGAUCCAAACGUCGGACAUUAAGAAAAACGGAUAAGGACGAGAAAUCACGAAAUUGAACAUUUUUUGAAAACUGACAGUUUAUGUCAUAGUGCGCGAAGAUGAUGCACGCGAUGAGUGAACACGCUGGGGCUGCGGGGGGUCUUGGGGUUGGUGUUCUACCAUUUGAUGGUAUGGGGCUGUACGAACAGCCGCGACCACGACUUGUCUUCAAAAUGCCACGUGUUGUACCUGAUCAGAAAGCAAAAUUUGAAAGUGAUGAACUAUUCCGAAGAUUAAGUCGAGAGAGUGAGGUCAAAUAUACCGGAUACCGGGACAGGCCGGUCGAGGAACGACAGGUCCGGUUUCAAAAUGGAUGUCGCGAAGGACACACGGAGAUUGCCUUCACAGCUACCGGGACCAAUCUUCAACUAGUAUUUGGUCCUGCACCUGGAAACUAUGCGAAUGAUCCAAUAGAUUGUGACUUCGAUAAGGAGCAUGGCAAAGUUCAUCUGAGGUCUCACUUGAUCAUGAACGGCGUGUGUGUCCGAUGGAGAGGAUGGAUCGACCUGGAGCGUUUGGAUGGCCUCGGCUGUCUCGAAUUCGACGAAGAACGUGCCACUCAGGAAGACGCUCUCCUGCGAGAUCAGAUUGAACGGUAUAAUCAGAGAAUAAGAGACUUCGAGGAGAAACAAAGAGCAUAUAGGAGUGCGGCCGUUCAGCCGCCUAACCUGAAUCAUCAUCAUCAUCAUGGGCAUCACGCGCAUCAUGUUACGGCCGCUGGUGGUACGGGUGUCGAGCCUCAUUUGGCUCAUCGCCAGGAUCCCGAGUUGGAGGUUAGACUUAGGGCUUAUUGAGAAGCCGUUUGACAAAUUAAAAAUCGUGGAUUCCAUCAUCUUCUAUCGCGAUAGGGAUAGAUAAAAAUUUGAAAUUGAGAACUGGUUCUAAAUUCUCAAACAAGCUCCGCGACAUUUGUUCUUUGUCACUCGUGACACAUUUACGAAAAAUGAGUUUAUAAAAUCGUACAAAUCAUCGCGCAUACGUAGUUCUAUUGUAAGAUGAUCGAAGAAAAAGAAAAAUUUGUUCUUCCUUUACAAUAACCUAUAAUAUAUGCGAUUACCGUACGUAAAUGAUGGUAUCGAUCAUUUUUCGCAAUAUUACACAUGAUAAUGGUGAAAUGCUAGUAUGCUAGUAUGCUAGUAUGACGUGCUAAUGAUAAUUUUUAAAAGUCAUCAUUAGCAUUCAUCAUGUAGACCAAGAAAAGGUAAUAUUUAUAUCUGUUAAUUUGAAGGAAAAACCGUAACCUUCUAUUAUACAAAACCUGUCUAACUGCUAUAAAUGAUUAUGCUAACAUUAUGCAAUUUUGAUGUCUAUUGCAUAGAUAAUAGAUUAUGUCCUUUCCUUAUAAAUUCUUAUUCUAUUAUCUAUCUUGGAGUAUUGAAUUUUGUCAUGCGUUAUUCCAAAGAAAAUUCUCUCUAGCUAUACUACGAGAGUGCGCGAGUUCGUUAGCUAUACUUUACACGUAGGACAGACAUACAUUCUAAAUAAAGUACGCGACAAAUAUUAAAACAAGAGGCAUACUAAAGACACGGUUAAACAGAUGUAAGAGAUGAAAGAUACACAUAACUAUGUAUGGUAUAGUGAUAAAACUACGGGGAACGUGCCGAACGUAAAGUAACGCUACACGUUCUCGUUGCGUCAUGCGUCGCAUGACGAAUCACGCGAUUCCGAGCAGCGACUACAUGAGUCAGUACAUGAUCUGGUAGCAAGAAAUGGGCAUCCCCUCUGUUUUUUAGUUGUAUAAUAUAACCGAUGUAUUUUGUUGCAUGUACAUAUUUGUAAAGAGUUUAUUGAUUAAAUAUCAUUUCCGUCGAGAAA
Messenger RNA from Cephus cinctus (wheat stem sawfly), 1961 nucleotides. RefSeq names its product protein big brother. The coding region runs from base 206 to 940 and encodes 244 amino acids. NCBI's taxonomy places the organism in Eukaryota, Metazoa, Arthropoda, Insecta, Hymenoptera, Cephidae. Gene Ontology annotation, cellular component: core-binding factor complex; nucleus. Gene Ontology annotation, molecular function: sequence-specific DNA binding; transcription coactivator activity. Gene Ontology annotation, biological process: regulation of transcription by RNA polymerase II. The record is from RefSeq and is a predicted model, not a curated record. The transcript has 3 exons.